This is a messenger RNA of Emiliania huxleyi CCMP1516, 732 nucleotides long. RefSeq lists its product as hypothetical. Bases 1 to 732 code for a protein of 243 amino acids. The record is from RefSeq and is a predicted model, not a curated record. Gene Ontology annotation, cellular component: endoplasmic reticulum membrane. Gene Ontology annotation, molecular function: fatty acid elongase activity. The transcript is spliced from 2 exons. NCBI's taxonomy places the organism in Eukaryota, Haptophyta, Isochrysidales, Noelaerhabdaceae. Gene Ontology annotation, biological process: fatty acid elongation, saturated fatty acid; sphingolipid biosynthetic process; fatty acid elongation, polyunsaturated fatty acid.
AUGUACGACCUCACCAGCCGCGACCUCGCCCUGCUCUGGGCGCCGCCGCUCGUCUACGUGCUUGCGUACGUGCCGCUCUGCCGCGCCCUCGUCCGGCACAAGCGGAUCGCCGCCGCGGUGCUCUCGUGCCGCUCUGCGCACAACGUGCUCAUGGCAGUCUACUCGGCCGCCGCGCUGGCUGGCUCAAUCUGGGAGCUCAGCGCACGACCGCUGACGCCGUACGGGCUGCUCUGCCAGCCAGUGACGCCGGCGCCGCUCCUCGUCAAGACGUGGUACGCCUCCAAGUUUGUGGAGUGGGUCGACACGGCGCUGCUGCUCGCCGCGGGCAAGUCGCUCUCCGCGCUGCACUACAACCACCACCUGACAACGGCGACGGUGGUUGCGUCGCACUUUGUCGGCCGCGACGUGCGCACCUCCAUCUUCGACGUGCCGCUCUUCCUCAACGCGCUCGUGCACACGCUCAUGUACGGCUACUACUGGCGGCCGGCGCUGCUGCGGCCCAUCAAGCGGCUGCUCACGCGCAUGCAGAUCGUGCAGCACAUGACGGUGCUGCUCGCGGUGGUGUACACCACCACCACCCGCCUCUACGGCGGCGCGGAGUGCGACAUCAGCGUGCGCGCCAACGGCCUCUCCCUCUGCCUGUACGGGAUGUACCUCGCCCAGUUCCUGCUCUUCUACGGCCGCGCGUACGGCGGCGGGGAAGGCAAGGCGCGCACGCGGCGCGCCGACUAG